UCCCGGCGGGGAGAGGCCAGGUGCGCAGGGCUGCUGGGCCGGCGGGGGCGGUGCGUGGGGAGCUCGGCCGGCGCUGCCGCCAUGGAACACAUCCGGAUGCCCAAGGUGGAAAAUGUUAGGUUACUUGAUCGUUUAUCUUCAAGAAGAGCUGUGGUGGGAACCUUGUAUUUAACAGCUACCCAUGUCAUAUUUGUGGAGAAUGGUUCUGAAACCCGCAAAGAAACCUGGGUUCUCCACAGCCAAAUUUCCUCUAUUGAGAAGCAAGCCACCACUGCCACUGGUUGCCCCUUGCUGAUCCGCUGCAAGAACUUCCAGGUGAUCCAUCUGGUGAUCCCUCAGGAGCGAGACUGCCAUGACGUUUACAUAUCCCUGAUACGGCUGGCUCGGCCAGUGAAAUAUGAAGAGCUGUAUUGCUUCUCCUUCAAUCCAAAAUUAGAUAAAGAAGAACGAGAGCAAGGGUGGAAGCUUGUGGACCUCAAUGAAGAAUAUAAUCGGAUGGGUGUUCCAAACAGCUACUGGCAGAUUAGUGAUGUAAACAGAGACUAUGGAGUCUGUGACUCCUAUCCUACAGAAGUCUACGUACCAAAGUCUGCAACUGCACACAUCAUAGUGGGGAGUUCUAAAUUUCGCAGCCGAAGGCGUUUCCCAGCUCUUUCCUACUACUGCAAGGGUAACAAUGCCUCCAUAUGCAGAAGCAGCCAGCCUUUAUCUGGCUUUAGUGCUCGAUGCCUUGAGGAUGAGCAGAUGCUCCAGGCCAUCAGGAAAGCCAAUCCAGGCAGUGAUUUCAUAUAUGUUGUCGACACUCGGCCCAAACUCAAUGCAAUGGCGAACAGAGCAGCAGGGAAGGGAUAUGAAAAUGAAGACAACUACUCCAACAUCAAGUUUCAAUUCAUAGGCAUUGAGAACAUCCAUGUUAUGAGAAAUAGUCUGCAGAAGAUGCUUGAAGUUUGUGAGCUGAAAUCACCUUCAAUGAGUGACUUUCUGUGGGGCCUAGAAAAUUCUGGCUGGCUGAAGCACAUCAAAGCCAUUAUGGACGCUGGCAUUUUUAUUGCAAAGGUGUUAAUUGAAAAAGACUGGAUUUCCUUUGGCCACAAAUUUAACCACAGGUAUGGCAAUUUAGAUGGAGAUCCAAAGGAGAUAUCACCUGUUAUUGACCAGUUCAUCGAAUGUGUUUGGCAGCUUAUGGAACAGUUUCCUUGUGCCUUUGAAUUCAAUGAAAGAUUCCUCAUCCACAUACAGCAUCACAUCUAUUCUUGCCAGUUUGGGAAUUUCCUGUGUAACAGCCAGAAGGAGAGAAGAGAGCUGAAAAUCAAAGAACGAACCUAUUCAUUGUGGGCCCACUUGUGGAAAAAUCGUGCUGAUUACCUGAAUCCUUUAUACAGGUCAGACCACAGCCAAACCCAAGGGACCCUGCACCCACAGAUAGCUCCAUGCAACUUCUUGUACAAGUUCUGGAGUGGCAUGUACAACCGCUUUGAGAAGGGGCUGCAUCCUCGACAGUCAGUUACUGAUUAUCUGAUGGCAGUGAAGGAAGAAACUCAGCAGCUGGAAGAAGAGCUGGAAGUCUUGCAAGAGAGAUUGGCAAAUCUUCAGAAAUCACAAUCAGGUAAUAAUAAAGUCAAGAGUAAGCAACAAGACCGAAGCAAACAGUUUGGACUGUAUACCUCCAACAACAGCUUAGCUAACACUCCCCAGGAGUAUAGCAGUGAUCUGAAAUCAUUCCCAUCCCGGAGCCCUUCUCAAGGGGACGAAGAUUCAGCCCUGAUAUUGACACAGGACAACCUGAAAAGCUCUGAUCCUGACCUCUCAGCCAACAGUGACCAGGAGUCUGGUGUAGAGGACUUAAGCUGUAGGUCCCCAAGUGGGGGUGGCUGCUUGCCUAGUGAAGACAGUGGCAAGGACUCUGACGAAGCUGUAUUUCUGGCAGGCUGAAAUACCUGCACGGCAGCAAGGAUCCAGAUGAUGUAAAGUCUUACACAGUCUGGAAUGACAUCUUUUCAUCAGAUGAAGAACAGAAGUGGUCUAUGGCCUAAAGAAAUAAUCCAAAGAAGGGAAGUGUGCAAUUGUGUAAGUUAAGAUCCAAGCAGAACAAGUUAUUACUAAUUUUAAGACAUUACACUAAAGAAAAGUAGUAUCUACUGUUAUAUUUCAUUAAGCCAAUAUGGUGGUUGUUUUAUCAACGCUGUACAUAAUUAUUCCUUACUUUGUACAUUUCCACAGUUAUUUAUUGGACAGGAUAAUAGUUCUUUUCCUAAGAUGUGAAAUUCCAAAGUACUCUCUUACUCAAGGCUGAAGAUGCAUUGCUGUUAGCCUCACUUGUGAAGCAGUCAAAACUUAUUUUUGUAGAGCUCAUUUGCCUUCAGACAUAUCAAUGUACUUUCUUUGCUUUUUUCUUCACAAGAGGUUAGAACAAUUAUUUUGCAUAUUCUCUUACUAAUAUCCUUUACCGUAAAGUAAAACUAACAAAUGGACACCCUGGCUCAGGGGACAAGAAUUUUUUUGAUCCUGAAGAAAAAAAGCAUUCAUUAAUAAGCAGUUGCUGCUGCUGCAUCUGAAUGCAUCCAAUUUGUAUUCAAUUCUCAACCAGUGUUGAAAGUUCAGUAGAUUCUGUGACCAAAACUUCAAGGAAUGUACAACGCUCGCACAGCCUUUGUGCUAAAACCCCCCUUUGUAAGAAAAGGUACACUAGGCAGUUUGCUCUUGCCUCUUUAUGUUUUGUUAUCAAUUGUUUAUAACUUACCCUUGUUCCAAAGCAUCUACAGAAGAUACAAAGGUAAAAUGCUAAAGGUGAUAAAAUCCUUGAUUCUUCAGCCUAUUUUCCUACUAGAAAAUGUUUUAUUUGAGUGAGAGUGAGCUACAUACACAGUAGACAGAAUAGGGAAUAUUGAAUCCCUUACAGAAAUCACUUAUGAAAACAUCACUCUGAAUUAGUAAGUAAAUGAAAGCUAUGCCCAUAAAGGAACUGUUAUAGAGAAUAUUUCUUCCAAAUUUUGUUAUUCAAAAUAAAUUAACCAUAACCAACUGGUGUUUUUUAUUCUCACACAAAAUCUCCCCGUUAGUAUUUGCCACUUGAACAGAGCAUGACAAUACUAAUUUAAGAAAAAGACUAAUUCACUAUUCAUCAGAAAGUUUAAUCUCAUUUAAGAAUUCAGAUAUUUUUAAGAAGAGGAGUAAUAGUUUUCAUAAUCAACAUUUCAGAAGUAAACAACUGAAAAAUGUUUAAAAUUUGAAAGGUGUUGAAACUCACUAAAAACGUGGCCAGCCAUAUUAGGGUGCAACACUUUUCAAGUUUCGUUUUUGGUUUUUUUUAAAAUUUUAUUUAAAGCCAGCAGUUAAAAAUAUAAUUCAUAUGGCUGAUUUUACAUGUUUGAAGACACUGCAGGAUUGAACUCUAUUAGAGCAAAGUGGUAGUAAUGUAAGUUCACUUAGAUUGCAUUUCACACUACUUCUUCAAGUACAGACCUACAGAAAGAACUGUAUUAUAUAAAUAUACCUCAAUUUAGAAUCAUUAGAUUUUAUUAUUCAGUCUGCUUCUCUGGAAUGGCUUUUCAUUCUGUUCUGUGAACAUGUUAUUAAAGUGAAUAGGUAAACUUCAGUAUUAUUACUAUCUUCUGAAAGGAGCUGCUGUCUUUGAACAAAUAAUUCUUAACAGCAAGGUUUAUCUUAAUGUUAUAUUGGAAAGGCCAGAUCCUCAAUUUGAUAAAUCACUAUAGCUUAAUUCAAAUAAAAAUAACAAUAAAUUAUAUUCUGUUGAGAAUCUAGCCUUCUGGUUUUUAAUCUUUAUGAAUUUUUAACAAAUUAAAGCCCUGAUUUUAACUGAACUUUUAAGUGUUUUGUAUUUUGAACAUAGCCUGUAAACUUUAUGGCAUUAAAGGAAACUUUGAAUGGGUUUUCUCAAACUAAAGAAACAUGCUGCAAAGUCAGCAAUGAAAACAAAACACACAAAUAUUCUACCAAAAAAACAGUCUGAAAAUGGGCAAUGUUAUUGUACAUAUUUAAAAUGUAAAAUUGUAUAUGAUGACAUUGUGUUCAACUAGACAUGUAUAGAAAUAAAUGCAAAAGAGCAAGAUAUGCAAAUUCAAAGCACUAUCUUUUUGUUGCUUAUGCAACUCCUUGUAACUAGCUUUACAACUAAAAUAUUAACAUACUAACAUUUUCUUUAUUAAGCCUUCACUUAGCAGCCCUCUGUGAUGUGUCUUUUAUUCCUUGGAGUUUUGCAUUAACUAUUACUGAUUACAUUGUACUGUAUGUAUUUGUGGCAUUAUCAGGCUAAUGAGAAACACCUUCAAAUAAACUCUUGGGUGUUAAGAAAUGUUAUUUCACACCAGAGAAUGAAACAAAGGAUUGCUUUCCUGAUUUUUGUACUAGAGUUCUUCAUUUACUCAAGAGUCACUUUGUCACUGAGAUAAGGGAUUCUUGAAUCUCCCCUACUCUGAUAUUUGAAUCCAGUAGCUGGAGUUGUAGAGGAAUCUACAACUGAUAACUAAAAAAAUGGAGACUGUCAUGAAUUGUGUUAAUUAUAUGGAAGUAUUGUUCUUUUAAGACAGAGGCAAGCCAGGGCACGGGUUCACAGCAUGAAAGAUAUUUAAUGACACAAAACUGCAGCAACAAAAUGGGGUAGCCUUUGCAAUGAAGGUAAGAAUUCCAUCACUGUUGACCAGCUAACUUAAUGCUUUAAUGUGGACACUGCCCUGAACUGCAUACAAGAGCUCUCAGGUAGAUAAUAAACAUAGUCAAGGCCAGGGU
Serinus canaria (Common canary) is the source of this 4746-nucleotide messenger RNA. It is a transcript of the gene MTMR7, whose product is annotated as myotubularin related protein 7. The transcript is spliced from 13 exons. The record is from RefSeq and is a predicted model, not a curated record. NCBI's taxonomy places the organism in Eukaryota, Metazoa, Chordata, Aves, Passeriformes, Fringillidae. The coding region runs from base 82 to 1932 and encodes 616 amino acids.